Physcomitrium patens is the source of this 2000-nucleotide messenger RNA. Its product is annotated as 5-amino-6-(5-phospho-D-ribitylamino)uracil phosphatase, chloroplastic. The record is from RefSeq and is a predicted model, not a curated record. NCBI's taxonomy places the organism in Eukaryota, Viridiplantae, Streptophyta, Bryopsida, Funariales, Funariaceae.
GGUCAUUUCUGCCAGCGUGUCCCCCUCCCGAUAGUCGAGCCUUGUCAGGCUCGAGUCAUGCCAGGACAAUGUGACUGGGAGACCAUUUUUACUUUCCGCCGUGCCAUUAAUGACUACUUGGCUCUUAAUUUUUUGCUUUUCUUUCACGCCUUCUGGGCCCUAUACAUGUCCGUCGCCUGGCCACCCCGACGAAGGUUGCUUCCUCACUUUACCUGCGCCACGAUCCUAUGUUGGUCGUAGCCAUUGGAUGUUGGUCGUGUUGUGGUGCUGCCGCUUCCAUCAUUUCGGAUGCAUCUUCAAGGCUACUGGAGUUGUCGAUUUGUCGCUGGCUGGUAGGUUGUCUUCUCGGAUGCGAAUGGCGGAUCGAUUUCAUGGUGACGUGUUGGACUACUGACCUGGCCUUCUCAAGCAAGGGCGCGCAUUUGUUGUGUUCUUUGGUUUUUGAACACUCUAUAUUAUAGCGUUGCUGCCAGCUUCGUACUUUGAGUUGAGGUUGAGGCGAGAAAAUAUAGAUCUCUACUUGCAGAAAGUUAAUCCAUCGCGACAUGGCAACUUUGAGAUGUGUCUUUCGAUUACAGCCUGGUGCAGAUGAGCUUAGCCAAGGUUUAGGGUUGCCUCAGACAGUAACUGCAACUUCGAGGAGAAUGGAUGGUUCCAGUUCUUUACCAUCGGCGACUUUCACUGUAUUUAAAUUCCCUCCUGUCUGCCCCAUCCUACAAUCAUCGGAUUCGACUCUUCGUUUUAGAACCAUAAAUUCAUCAGCUACUCUCCAAAGCUCCUUCAACCCCUGUCUAGAAUUCUUGAGGUUUGGAGCUAGUUCAAGGAGGUUGUGGAAGGUGGAACAUGGACUUGGGCGCGUACAGUCCCUGGGAGCCACAGAGGAGGCGCACAUGCCAUUUGAGCAAGAUAGGAGGUCAUUGGAAAUAACAUAUUUUACUGAAAUUAGCCCUUCAUCGUCAUCUCCUUCACGUAGCAAGGAUAGAGCAGAUGAUUUAUCUUUGAAUAAUCCUCUGCUCCGACAGCACCGUCUAGGAUGUGGCUGGUUGGGCGUCGUGUUGGAAUGGGAGGGUGUAAUCGUCGAAGAUGACUCCGAGCUGGAAAGGAGAGCUUGGGCCGCCCUUGCUGAAGAAGAAGGAAAGAGACCACCACCGACUUUCGUCCUUAAAAGAGCAGAAGGCAUGAAAAACGAGCAGGCUAUCUCGGAAGUUCUGUGCUGGAGUAGAGACAUCCUUCAAAUGAAGCGCCUGGCCAUCAGAAAGGAGGACCUGUACGAAAAGAUGCAAGGCGGUUUGUACAGGUUACGGCCAGGAUCUCGUGAAUUUGUACAGAUACUCAAGAAACACGAAAUCCCUAUUGCGGUGGCAUCCACGAGACCUAGGAGGUAUCUGGAGAGAGCUAUUGAAGCAGUUGGCAUGGAGGGUUUUUUCAGUGUUGUUCUUGCCGCUGAAGAUGUCUACAGGGGUAAACCAGACCCUGAGAUGUUCAUGUAUGCGGCAGAGAGGCUUGGCUUUAUUCCUGAGCGUUGCAUUGUAUUCGGAAACUCCAACUGCAGCGUCGAGGCAGCCCAUGAUGGGUGCAUGAAGUGCGUGGCUGUUGCAGGAAAACACCCUGUAUACGAAUUAAGUGCUGGAGACUUGGUUGUUCGCAGACUCGACGAUUUGUCUGUGGUUGAUCUGAAGAAUCUCUCGGAUCUUGACUCUCCAGAGUUCCAGAUCCCGGAACCGCGGUUGGAAAUGGAGGUCGAAGUGGAACAAAUUCUUCCCCAGGUCACUACUAGGGAUUGGUAGUCGCAAGUUCCUAUUAGGUGUAUUUCUAUCAAAAAUUUGUACAGCAUAUUCUUCUGAUUCUAGUAAUAAAGCUCAUUCUUGUAAAUUGUAAACAGAUGUGCAUCUUGCACUGGGAAGUGUAAGGAGCUGUUAAGUUCCUCCUCUGCUAGCUUUGUACCAAUAUAGCUGUAAAUUAAUAAUUCAUUACAGUAAAACAAAUUACUUGUGCCCAAA